AAUCAAUAAUAACAUGGCUGACAUUUAUAACCGCCCCUCUCGUUUGACGCCAUUUUUGUUUUGAUGAAAAUAAACCAUGAAAAUCUUCCAAAUUCAGCGAUAUGCCAGUUGUAUUUGCAGUACCCAUGGUGAAAGAUGUAACAGUUCAAGAAUAGGAUUUCAGCAGUGGUUGACAAGAAUUUUUGAAGUUGCCUGUUUCUGCUUCGAAGCAGAUUCAAAUGAACAGUUGGCCAUGGAAUAGCAUAAACUUUCACAAGUUUGUUUCAAAGAUAGAAAAGACCUAUUUCUUCAGAACUUUUUAAAUACCCUACACUUACAAUGGAUGAAAUUGUGUAAAAACAUCAUGUGAGUGGUGAAAAGUACUGGUUGUGUGAAUGGUUGUGAAAAAACUGAUACAUGUGCUGAAGUUGUCUUAAAGACUGAAGAAGCCACUUGGAUAAUGUUUCAUAAACAUUGAAAAUAUUGAAACUCUGUACUUGAAAGUCCUGUAAGAGGGACGGUACAGGAUUUUGUAAAGGUUUUAGUUUGAUGUGGUCAGGGAUAGAGUAACAACAUGGACAAUCAGUUGUUUCCUGGGGGUGGGGCAUUCCUGGAUGAUGUAGCCCAGGUGUGUCCACUCUGUGGAAUGAUGUUUAACAACACGUUAACAUACCAGCAUCACAUGCAGCUGCAUAUACUGUCUGCCAAUGCGAUGUUAGGGAACCAGCCACCUCCUGACCCAGGGAUUGGAAUGCCCACGCCAGCAAGUAUCUUGGAUCUGAUGGGUGGGGUAUCACAGCAUGCCCUGUCUACUGGUUCAGGUGUCCCUUUGGUUCCUCCACAAGCAGUUUUCUCAGGAGCGGCUGCUUCUAUGACACCUCAUAUGAUUUCUCCAGGUGUGGGACUUGUAACAGGUCCUCUACCGAACAUGGGUCUUCCCCAGCAGCCAAGUGGCAGGGCUAAGGAGAAAAAGCAAAAAUCUCAAAGCGUCAAAUCUACUAGUAUCUCCAGUAACACCAACACUACCCCUUCAGCACAGGCACCUUCAGGAUCUGGGACAUUUAAAUCACAUGAAAGUUCUAGCUCUACAUAUAUAUCGACUUUUCCAAAAGAUUUACAAAAAAUGGAGCACAUUUCUCAGAAGCCUCAAAAUGCUCAGCACUCUCAAAAUAAGAUUCCAUCAGAUGUGUUCCCUUCUACAGCACCACAGCUUGAUCCCUUAGAGGCCCUUAUUUUUACAUCUCCAGUGAAAACGAGCGCACCAGGGUUUGACCGCCAGUUGUCUCGCAAAAGUACUGGGUCCCCACAAGAUUCUGGAAUUACUAUAAGCAAAGAAUCAAAGAAACUUUUUCAACCGUUUGUCUCAGCUGAUACAACAGUAACUGCUGGUUUUGUGACUAAAGCAAAUACACUCUAUCCGUCAGAUAGUUUGCUGUCUCCAGUUAAAUCAGGUACUAGUAAAGCACCUCUUCUAGAUGUCCUCUCCACACCACAAAAAAUCUCUUACCACAGCAAUAAUGAGAAUCUCUUAACUUCUCCACCGACACUUCCAAACACUUCAAGUGGAGAAGUGAGACAUUUUGGAAUGUUUCAGGAUUCUGAAGUUGCUUCAGUACCCAUUGAGCGAAAGUUGGAUUUACCUACUAAAAUAAGCUCUCAGGAUCAUGACAAAGUUCCUUCAAAGUCACAAUAUUUCCCUGACAUAAUGGAUCCAUUAAAUAUUUCACCAAAGGCAGGGUCUGUGAGAAAGAAAGACAUUGAUUCAUUGAUAAAGAUGCCAGUACAUCAGGGAUCUUUGGAUCACAGCAGCAGCUCAAGUCCAGUGCCAAGACCAACACUGCCUAGCGAGUUUGCCACAUUUAGAGCUGAUUCAGCAAGAACUAUGGUUUCUCCGAAAGUGUCACCGGCAGUACCUAGUGGUAUCCUCGAUUCUGAUUCCACAUCCUUGUCAUCAAAACCUCAUAUGUUUGGUGGUGCAGCAGCAGCAGCUGAGGUUUUGCCAACAGCAGGCGUGCCAUCUUCAACACCACCAGUAUUUGGCAGCUCAGUUACUAAUGCUGGUGGUCAUUCGUCUCUAGCUAGUCCUGCUAUAGAUAUAACACUUGGUACUGGAUACUUUAAUGCUCUCACACAAAAAUUUAUAAAUCCGACUUUUUCUCUUGGUGGUGAUUUUAAUAAACCUGGUACCUCUGGUACAGCUGGUGAUCCUGAUGGUCAAAAACAAAAAAUAUACUUUGAGAAUGGAGUAAUUAUGAAUCAGGAUUAUGACAAAAUCAGUGACACUAAUGAUGAAGACAAUCUGGAACGUUUAAUAGAUGACAUUGACACUAAAAGCGAGCCGAUUAUUGAUAAAGGUUAUUCUGAGAUUGAAGAUUUAUUAAAUGAAUUUAAUGAGAAACAAGAAGAUAUGAAAAAUAAGAGUCAACUUGAUGAUUUUAUGAAAACUGAGGAUUUCCUUAAAAAUGUUAUUGAAGAUACUUCUAAAAGUAAAAUUGACACCAGCAUUAAAGUUGACGAACCAGCCUUUAAUCCACCAGAAGAAUUUGAAAUGAAUAAAAGUAUCAUAACUGAUAUUUUGGAGCAAGAAAAAGAAAGAAUUGAAAAAGAGUCGACUGAACUGGAAAAUGCACGUCUAAGCAGUUUAAUAAAUACAUCUUCUGUCACCUCCUCUUCAGUGACUGUAUCAUCGUCAACAGCAACAAGUACAGUAACUUCAGUGUCAAAUACUGAACCAAAGGUUUCAACGUCAGCAGAUUCUGAAGAAAAGAAAGAGGAUGAUCACGUUGACUUUGAAAUACCCAAGGUAGGGAAAUUAAUGAAAAUCAGAAAAUAUUUUCAAAUUCAAGAACAAAAACGUAAAGAGCAAACUGAAAAGGUCACAGAAAUAAGAGUUCAUGAAAAAACUGAAGCACCCCCAGCUGAAGAUAAACCUCAGACUAUACUUGUUCAAGUCUCAAAAAGAAAGAAAAUCGAAUAUGGACCAUACUUGAAUCGGCAGUCUUUAUUAGAAGGCAAACCAAAGGCAAAUAUUGAAACAACGUCUCCACCUAAAACUUACCGUCCAAAGCCGAAACCACCAGUGCCAGAGAAAAGAACAUUUAAUUUAAGAGAAAGAAAAACAAAAACAGAUUUUGCAACUUUGGCUACUACUGGGUCAAGGACAGCUGAAACUAAGAAAACAGAUACAAAACAGAAAGAAAGUGAAAAUACUGAAAAGAACAAAAGUGAGAAGGAAGUCAUAGAAGAAGUAAAAGAUGAAAAGUCAGAAGAAAAGAUUGAAGAAUCUGUCUCUAAAGAUGUUAAAAUUGUCACAAGAAAUCAAGAGAAAAAGAAAGAAAUAGAGUCUCAGGUUGAUAAAACCAAAUCUAAAGCUAUCAAAGUAUCUCCUAAAUCUAAUAGUGAAUCUGUUAAAGAUAAAGAUAAUGAAAAUGAAACAAAACAGAAAGACCUAAAAGCAGCGUUACGCACAAGAAGUGCUAGAACUGAAGCAGAAAAUGCAGAUGGCAAAAAUUUAAGGAAACGAACCAUUAAAUCCACAGCAGCUGGUGAUGUCUCUGGCUCAAAAGUUAAAAUAAAGAAGAGUGGUGAAUCUGUACAAAAGGUGAAUACAGAUUCUGUGCAAAAAGCAAAUACUGAAUCUGAAGAAAAGGUUACACGUAGUAAAAGCAAAAUUAAGACAACACCGGAAAAAUCAGGUAUAAAAAAGUGUUCAGUUAAUUUAGGUGAGAAAUAUAAUGAAACAAAAGCUAAAAGUCUAAUAGAUAAGUCUGACAAUAAAGAAGGUAAUACAGCAAAUGUUCCAGGCAAAUGUUUAACACAAGAGCUGGUUAGUAAAAUGGAUGUUGAAGAUUAUGAUAAUCAGAGUAAUACUUUAGAAUUAAAAUCAAAUGCAGCUGAAAAAGACGAAUCUAAAAAGUCAUGUGUGAAAGAAAAAGAACAAACAGAUAAUUUAGAAAGAAUGGAAACAUCUGAAGGUUCAGCAGGUAUUGCUGAUGAGGACCAAAAAAGUAAAAAAGAAGAAAAAUUGACAAAUGUUUCAGAACCCAAGGUUACUGAACAGGUUGAUAAAAAAGAAAACGAGAAAGUGCAGUUGAAAGAGGGUAAUAGUACAUCUCAAAAGGUUGGCAGAAAAGGGAAUAAAAGCAGGCACGAAAGAAGCAACAGAAAAGAAAGCAAUAUAUUUGAAAAGAUUGAUCAGACUGAGUGCUCAACGAAAAAGCGUUUAUCAAACAUAACAGACGAAAGUCAGAUGGUUAGCAUAACAUCAACAGACAAUACUGAUAAAAAGGUUACCAUGAAAUUAAAACUUGGUCCAAACUUUCAAAAGGCAUUUGAGUUAUUCAAUCCGAAGAAAAGAAAACAUGAGGCAAUUAGUGAAAGUGGACAGACCCUUGAAAAGGAAACAAAAAAGGAACAGAAAAUAGAAAAGAAAUUUAAAGAUUUUGGUGAAACUGAAAAGUUUGAAGAUUCCAAAUCAGAAAUUUUUGUUGAAAAGGAGUCUAAAAAAGAACAGAAAGUUGAAAAGAAACACAGAAAAGCAAUUGAAACUGGCCGAUUUAAAGAUUCCAAACUUGAAAUAAGUGAUGAAAAGGAAACAAAGAAAGAACAGAAAAUUGAUAAGACAUUUAAAGAUGAUGGUGAAUCAGACAGAUUGAAAGAUUCCAUACCUGAAAUAAGUGUUGAAAAGGAAACAAAAAUGGAACAAAAAACUGAAAAGAAACUCAAAAAUGCUGGUAAAACUGACAGAUCUAAAGAUGCCAAACCUGAAAUCAGUGCUGAAAAGGAAGCAGAAAAGGAACUGAAAAUUGAAAAGAAACUGAAAGAUGCUGGUGAAACUGAUAAAUUUAAAGACUUCAUACCUGAUGUCUUUGUUGAAAAUGAAACAGUGAAGGAACAAAAAAUUGAAAAGAAGUUCAAAGAUUCAGGUAAAAUGUAUAGAGUUAAAGAUUCAGAAAUUGAAAUCAGUGUUGAAAAUGCUACAGAAUGUAGCAUGAAAUUGAAUGAUACAAUAGAAAAUGCCAUAGUUCAAAAUUCAGGUGUUGAAAAGAAUUUUUCUGAUGAAAAUAACAAAGAUACUUCUGAGCUUGAAGCUAAGAGUACAGACCUUGAUAAUAGUUCCAAAAUCAAUAUUGAGAAUAAUGAGAAUACAGGGCAGCAUGUAAGUGAAAAAGAAAUCAAACAGGCAAUUGAAAUGGACCUAAAUAAAGAAAUAAAAGAGGAAAAAGUGGUAAAGAAAGUUAAACAUAGUGUUGAAAAUGAAUUUCAGAGACUUGUAAAUGAAGCUAUGGCCGAAGCACAAAAGGAAGGGGAGACGGCAAAAUCUAAAAACUUGAGAAAAAGAAUAAAUGAAAAUGUGAAGUACAAUGUUGAUGAAUCAGAUGAUGAGCUUGAUAGGAUAAAAAUGUUACAAGAAGAGUUUUUUAUUAGUUCUAAAGGUCAUAAAACAACCCCUAAAGGCAAUAAAAUACAAGGGAAAGGUCAGGGUUCUAAAGGAAAAUCUAAAUUGGAAAUAACUGGAACAAAGGACAUUGAUACAGCGAAACAACAGCAAGCUAAAAAAGAUGUAGAUGUAUAUGAUUUUACUGACACUGAAAUGAGUGACACAGAAGAAAGGACUCCAAAGAAAUUAGGUUUUAAACCCAAGUAUGUGAGCAAUUUGAAUUUGUUUGGCCAGAAAAAGCUGCCUUUUGUCUCAAAACCUAUGUCUCCUGUGGAAAGUCUAAAAUCUGAUAAUCACGUGGAAAGUCUGCCAGAAGCUGUUACUGAAAUUGCUCCAAGUAAUGACUCUGAAAAUGAAAAUGCUGACACUAGUAUUUCAUAUGUUGGAAAAACAGUAGAACCUUUAAAGAUUAAAUUGACAAAAAUAAUACCCUUUAAAGAGAAAAAACACAAGCAUAAGAAGAAGAAAAGGAAAAGAGAAAAAGAAAGAAAGGAAGAUGAUAUUGAAAAAAUAGACAGUGAAAGUAGAGAUUCUGUGGAAAGUGGUGUAGCUAAGAAAAAUGAAGAUGGGGCUGUACUAAAGAGUGAGGUUGUUUGUGAAUCUGAGAAUUUUGAAAUAAAAAAGAUUGAUGAAGUUAAAAGUGUUGACAGUAUUGGACAAGAGUCAAACUCGAACUCCAAUGAAGGAGAGGAUGAACCAGCGGAAAGUGGAAAUAGUACUAGGUCAAAUAGGCGUACAAAACUGAAAGAGAAAAAGCAUAUAUGUGAGUAUUGUAAUGUGGGUUUUGGACAGAAGUGUGAUUUGCGUCGCCAUGUUAUGAUUCACACAGGGGAGCGACCUUAUCCCUGUCAGAUUUGCGAUAAACGGUUCCAGCGAAAAACUGACCUUGUAAAACACACAAGAACACAUACAGGUGAAAAACCUUAUGCAUGUGAAUUUUGUGACAAACGCGUUUCAGAUAAAAGUCAGUUAAAUGUGCAUCGCCGGCUUCAUACUGGAGACCGUCCAUAUUGCUGCUCCAAAUGUGGAAAAAGAUGUAUUACCAGUAGCGAAUUGUCGAGACACAUGGCACAUUGCAGUGAAAAGAUGGUUGAAAGGUGUAGCCUUUGUAAAAAAGCAUUUACGAUUAAAGAGUGCUUAGGAAUGCAUAUGAAACUUCAUUAUAGAAGUCGAGGAAAGUCAUUCAAGUGUGAAAAAUGUGUUAUAGGGUUUGAUAAGAAAACUGACUUGGAUAAUCACCAUUGUGUUGAUCCCAUAAGCUAUGUUUAUGUGUGUAGUGAGUGUUACGAGGAAUUUUGUGACGAGAUGCUCUAUGCCGAACAUAUCAAGGCUCAUGACCUGGGUGUGUUGGCGUGUAAUGUCUGCACAAAUAUCUUUGAGGACAAGCAUAGUCUAGAAACUCACAUGUGUGGUAUGGGUGUGGAGAAGCAGAAACAACUAGCGUGUGAAAUCUGUGAAACAGAGUUUCAAGAUCAAGAUUUGCUUAAUCAGCAUGUGGCAUCUCAUGAUAACGACGAAGGAACGUUUAUGUGUGAUUUUUGUUCAGACAUUUUUAAAGUGCGCAAACAGUUGAUUGAACAUUCUAAGCAGCAUGAUGUAGUGAUGGGACCGUCAGUCGGAAAUAGUCCGAGAACUCCAACCACAUCUGUUGCAUCUAGUCAAAUUACAGAAACAGGCCAGUCAUUAACUGAUGUGGUGCUGAAUAAUGUGGAAAUUGAAAGCCGGAAGGAAACUGAGAAGUUUACGACUAUAAAACAGGAAGUUGAUUCAAAUGAUUUUCAAUUUUUAAGUGCGGGUCGUGAAAACUUGUUGAAUACGAAAGAAAAUGCUAGAAAUGUUAAAUCGGAGAUGUUUGGAGUUAUUCCUGGGUUGCCUAGCAACAGAUCAAGAGCUAGUGUUAUUUCAGGAACAUUCAGGAUUGAUGAUGAAAGUGGUGAUUCUAGACAGUCUAAUAUGCAGGAAAGGGCAACUUUUCCGCGAGGUAACUUGAGUGAUGAAAAUUUCAUUAACCUACCUGAUAAAAGCACUAUAAAUAGAACUUCCAGUAAUGCUAGAUCACCAGAUUUUCUAGACAGUGAUAGGUUUUUUGAACCCUCUGAUUUUACUAAUUCACCAGAUUUCUCGACUUUAACGGAAAGUGAUGAUUUAGACCUCAGUCCCUUUGAAAGUGUAUCGAACUCGCUAAAGAAAGAUGGUGAUAAAAGUGUGAAAAUAAAUCAAAAUACAAGUGCUAAACAGAUAGACAGCAGUGCUUCAAUAGACUUGAAACAGAAGAUUAUGAAAAGGUUUGGGACAAACUCUCAGCCUUAUGGUGCCAUUCCAGUCUCAAACAGUCGUGUAACAACUAGACACGGUUUGUUGCGUCAGUCUUCGGCAAGAAAUUUGCCAUUACAGAAUUCACAGAUAAGUGCAUUGUUGUCAUCGGAUUCUACCGCCACUCAUAGUUCAGAUACUUCAGCAAGUGGUAAUCGUGGACACUUGCAUAGAUCGGCAUCUGCUGGCCAUACCUCUCAUUUUCCUAAUUCUCAAAAUAAUUUAAGUCACGGGACUGUGUAUCAGCAGAAUUCUCAAAAUAAACGAUGGUCAGGUUUCCAGAUAUCCGGCACAGAUUUUGGGAAUUCAUUAGACACUUUAGGUUACGAAUCAAAAUCAUACAGUGGUAAAUCUGAUCAUUUUACUCAAGGUCUUUCAAAAAAUACGGGAAGUUCUGUUAGUCUUGGUAACGGAAGCAAUGCAUUUAACAAGGAUAACAUAGAAAAUCAGAUGAAAUCAGAUAUGUUUCCGGAGUUUGACGUUUCUCCGAACAAACCUGCAAUUUCGCCGAACAACUUCGGAAACAGUUCUGCUGGUGCAUUUCCUGGAGUUAACCCGAAUUCUUUCAGCCCGAGACAGUUCAUUCAAAAUUUUCAAGAAAAAUCAGACUAUUCAUCAUUUGGUCAGUCGUUUCUUGGUACAUUUCCGCAGACUUCAUCAUAUGCCUCAAACGUGAGCAGCAGUUCUCUUAAAUCUAAUGUUUCAACGGAUGGUCCGUAUUCACUUGACACAAAUGUAACACCAGAUGUGAAUAAACGACACUUACAAGGCAUAUACUCUGGACGGUCAGAUAUCGUGCAAAAUACUCCCUUCUACCUCUCUGGUAUUGACGAUUCAAUAAAAGAUUUAGCAGGCAGUGAUAAGGAUGAAACCACCGCUCUGUUGUCAAAUUUUGACCAGUUUUGACUUUUAUAAUUUUUUUUAUUUCUCUCUUGCUGUUUAGAAUUACAGUUACAUAUUAUAAUAGAACUGUUAAAGAUAUUUAAUUGAAGCAAAUAUAAAGAUUCAGCUUGAAGGGCAUGUUAUAGUUGGUUUAGACAUUAAAGCAGUAUGCUGGUAAAUACACAUAAAAAAUUUUAAUGUUUUUUUAUGUCCCCAAAGGUGGGCAUAUUAAAAUCGCACUGGCCUUUCAUCCGUGUAAAUUCUUGUCUUGUAAAUUAUGGUUUAUCCAUAAACCAUAGAGGUCAAAGGUUAACAGUGUCUUAGAGGUCAAAGGUUAACAGUGUCUGUUUCAUGUCUGGUCCAUAACUCUGCCAUUGAUGAAGGGAUUUUAAAAAUACUUGACAUAAAUGUUCUGUAUAUUGAGAUGAUUUGUCAUGCUCAAGACCCAGACCUCAAGUUCAGACUUAGAAGUCAAAGGUGUUUCUUGUCUGAAAAUAAUUUGACACAAAUGUUAACCAUAUUGUGAAGGUGUGUCACGCUUAUAACCCGGGUCUCAGGGGUCAGGGUCACGAAAUGAUGUGUGUUUUUUUGCACAGACAGCUGUAAUGUUCUUGGGCACGCUUCAGGGGCAUUUAUCACCAAUAGUGACAGCUCUUGUUUUCAACAACAAGUUUAUAACAAUAAGUGAUGUUAUAGUUCUAAAAUGCGAUAUAUUUUUGAUACAUAUUAACUGCAAAGUACAGUUAAACACCCCAACUAUUUUAAUCUUUAUUUUACACUAUAACCAAAGAGGAUAAACUUACCCUGUAACUGCCGGGGAUCAAGAGCUUUUCUACAGAUUUUACAGAGUGCUUAGUCAUUUUGUUGUCGAGAUUACUGCUGAUAAAAAUACAAAUACUUAAUUUCUAACAAGGCCCAGCAGUUUGUUUUGUAUUCAACAAAGACGACUGCAAGUGUAGUUAAAUCAUAAUUAUAGCGUUUUUUCCAUAAACCAUCACACUUUGAAUAAACCGGACACCAAUAGCGUUUUUUCCAUAAACCAUCACACUUUGAAUAAACCAGACACCAAAUAAGUAAGUUUUUGGUUAGAUGGCGUGUUAGAAUUGAAAAAAAAAAAUUCUUGGAUAAUAUGAGUUUUUCAGAUUCAAAGAAUUUGAAUAAAGUUGGAGGCGAUCUGCUCUUGUUAUAUGCUAAAUUUAAAUUAAUCAUGAAUCAUUACAGAAGUUUUACUUUAGUUACAGUUUCAUUUAAAAGGUGUAAAUUUUCCUUUCAUAUGGUAAUUGUCAAGUACCGGCUGUAGCAACUAAGGGAGAUAGUUUGGGUUGUGGUAAUGUCUCAUAAGGGAGGAGUUACCUCCCAUCAUUCAGGCUUUCUUUAUUAUACUUAGGUGAUGGAAAACAUCAGAGUCCCAUGUUCUGUACUCAUUUCAUAUAUAUCUUUAUAAAUAUUUAUUGUAUGUGAGCACAUGUUGAAUAGCGCCACUUGUUGAAUUUUCAAAAAAAAGUUCCACAUUCUUAACCGUUAUCAUGCUUAACACGAUUUAUUCUGCCUUUGCAACCAGUGUAGAUUAUGAUCAGCCUGCACAUCUGUGCAGUCUGGUCAUAAUCUUCACUGUUCGCUAUUCUGUCAGUAUUUUUUUUGGUCAGUAUCUUUUUGGGAAGCACCCCUUUUAACAGAUAAUGGUACUGUUCAAAUUGAAAGAUGGACAUGUUCAUUAUAGAAAUUUAGCAGGGUAAGGGUUAAUAUAGGACAUGCAAAACAUUUUGACUAAAAGACAUUUAUUCACCUUGGAUUCAUGUGGACAGUUUGUGAGUUUCUAGAGGAAAACAUCUCAGGGAUUAGAAGAGAAUCGAGUAAUACAAGUAAAGUGAACUGAUAGCCGUGAAAAAGAUACUGUUGAAAAUUAGCAUAAAACUAAAACUAGACUGGCAGUUUUUGCAUUCUUUAAGAUGGUUCUUUUCAACACGAAGGCUCACAUUUUAAGAACAGCGUUGUUGUUUGAAUAUUGUUGUUGCUUUUAAUUAUAAUAAAUUAUACCGGUAUUUCAUAGAAGAAAGAUGUAGAAAUAUGUAAAUACUAUCAUUAGUUUGUAAUACAGACUGUCUGUUGUUUAGUACUGGGGUUAUGUGUAAUGCUGUUGUUAAACUUGUUAAAAGUUAUUUUAGAAAUUAUUUUCAAUAUUUUAUGCUUACAUUUGUGUAUUUGUUUGUGUAUCUCAUUUGAAUCACUGAUAUUGAACUUUUGUUUGUAAGUUCGUUUUUUGAGCUCAACUUUGCCAAAGAUCUGAAUGCGGUAUUCUGGUUAUUAAGCAUAUUUUGUAUGACACCUGCUAAAAUUAUUUUAUAGUCAGAUUUCAGGUCCAUGCGUCCGAGUUACUUAAUCAGAUAACUCAAGACUCGUCAGUAUUUUAAAGGCAUUGACCUCCAGAUCAUAUGACAACAACAAAAAAAAAAAAAGAGCAAUUUUUCUAAGUAUCAGAAAAUUAAUGCGAUAUUUCUUAAGAAAGCUUUGAAACUUAAUUACUGACAGACUAUAUGUUACGGAAGGAAACACAUGAGAAUUAGUUAUUUUUAUUUGUAACAUAUUCUCUAGGUAAACAGCCUUAAUUUUAAAUCUUUGUAUUUAGUGAUCAUUAAAUACGUACAAAUGUAUUCCUCUGUCAUGUAUUGAUUAAGAAUGCAGAAAACUUUUUAUUGGCAUGGCAGCCCAGGUUUGUUUCCCGACUCUGGCAUGUUUUGUUUUUUCUUGAUUGAUAGUUUAGAAACAAAAAACUCCUGUUCAAAUGGCAUAAUAUGACCAAACUUCAGUUUUAAAUAAAGAUCAUUUUGAAGUGAAAUCUGGAGUUCUGUGCCUUUAAUGAUUUGAUUUAAUACUUUUUUUUAAAGCAUCAAAGUUAUCAUUCUUGGCAAAGGGUAUGUAUAUUGUUGAUAGAAUUACACAAUUUCUGCCUAUUAAUUUGGCAAAAGGUGUUUGAUUAAUUGUGAAGCACUAUGAGAACAUUUGUUUAAGUAAAGAGUUGGUUCUCAAGUUGGUAAUAAAUUGGCAAGUAGGCCAUUAAAGCAACUGAUUUUGUCCAAACUUUAUAAGAUUAUUUCUAUAUUUUUAAAACCUGUUUUUGCUUAAUACAGAACUAUAUUAAGUUUAAAUCCACCCUAAAAAAUAAUAUAAAUACUCAGCAAAUCUGAUGCCAGAUUUUUUUUUGGUGAUCUUUGGUGUGUUAUGUACUCCAGUGAAUGAAUUUUAUUUGUUCCGAGGUUUUAUGCUGUUGUUGAUUCUUGAUAUCAUGACAUUGUAUUUAUUUUUAUGUAUAUAUAUAUAUAUCUAUAUCGAAAUAUCAUGUGUAAAAAUAUGUAUAAAUGUUACAAUGUUACGUAGUAAAUGUGCUCUAUUUCAAAUACUAGUAUUACUCCCACUGUUUUAUACAUUUAUACCUUUAUCGUUACCUUCCAGUAUGGCCAAUAUACAUUGUUAAAGUUUCAUCUUAACAGGUCUCUAGUUUUCCCCAGUAACAUUUUAGCUGCAGUAAUUGUAGGAUAUUAGAUAUGUUUGGCGAAAUAUGCGCAGGUUCUGGGGCGGAAAUAUUGGGCAACUCUAGGAACGCAAUAUCAGUCCGCGACAAGCGCGUAUAUCUUUUUAUACAAAGCUAGUACUCUUUAUUCUGAUGUGCUUGCUUCUCUUAAAACACGCAUACGCUGAAAUGACAUCACAUUAACGUGCGAUGACGUCAGGUUUUGUCGAGCCCGCUUGCGGAAGGGAAGACGUAAUUGUCCAAAUGGCUGUUCGGUGUAUGUGCGUGCGUCCGUCUGUGCGUGCGUCCGUCCAGAUUUGUUUGUCCGGACCAUAACUUUGACAUGCAUGGAGCAAUCUCAUUUAUAUUUGUCGUGAAUGUUAACCUCAGUGAGACGGAGUGUCAUGCGCAAACCACAGGUUCCUAUCUCAAAGGUCAAGGUCACACUUGGAGGUCAAAGAUUAAAUUCAAUAAUGACUUUGUCCGGAGCAUUUCUUCUUCAUGCAUGGAGGGAUUUUGAUGUAACUUGGCAAUUGUUCACCAUCAUGAGAUUGAGUGUCAUGUGCAAGAACCUAGAAUUACUUCCCUUUGUUGUUACUAUAAAUAGCUUAUAUUGUACUUUUUUAUUACUGGUCGUAGGGAAAAAUCAAGACCACUUUCCUGUAGUACAAUAUGCAUGUUACAUCCAAUUUUGAGGUGUAUUUUGACCUAUCUCUACUUGUAAGGAUUUUUGUGUGGACUUAGAUUUUUUUUAAAGAUUUACUUCCCUUUGUUGUUACUAUAAAUAACUUAUAUUGUAACUUUUUGCUAUCAUUUUUUAUUUGGCAUAAAUGUUUGCCUCAAUGAGACAGGGUGUCAUGUGCAACUCCUAGUCCUUUUGACAGCUGGCAGGCUCGACAUGUUGCCCAUGGGCAUCUAGUUUUUUGUUGCAACCACGAAAGAGCACUACUAGAUUAAGAGCAUAUUAGAAUCGAAAUAAUGUUUAGCAAAAGCGUGUUUUACCUAAAUUAAUACACUCAAAAUCGGCAAUACUUCACCAGAAUAUAACACUCGGGCUAUGCCCUGAUGAAAUUAUUCCGCGGACUUAUAACCUCUUUCUGUGUAUUAAUAAUGUUAAAUCAAUUGUUUUCUUUACAUUAUUUCUUAAUUAUUACAUGCGCAUGUAGACUUACAAUUAUUGCAUAAAUGAAACAGAUUUGUUUGGAGAUAUGAAACCAAAAUUUGUAGUCCUGUUUGGCACCAUAUGACCUAUACUGUGUUGGUGCUCCGUAAAACCCAAAUAAAUAAAUAUAUUAUUUGCCGAAGCGAAUAGAAAACGUAGUUGUUGAUAAACUUUUUGACAAUAACAGGACACAACAAUAUGAUGUCACAGAUGACAUCAGUAUGGGAAAGAUUGAUGUUUCAGGUUCUGUUGUAUAAAGAUGAGUUUGUAAUAAUGACUGUUUAAAAUGCUGCAGAAUGUUUGAAAGUAUGCAGGUUGAUCGAGGUCGUAAUGUCACUGCGUCCAUACCGCAUUAAUUCAUCUUCAAAAUUAUAUCAGGAUGCAUGCUCAGGUAGAUUUUAUGUUUUAAGAUUGUUUCAGUUUUUUUUUUAAACAUAGAAAUUCAGAGCAUCCUGAUGACAUUUCACCAUAUGCUAAAAGAAAGUUUAUUUAAUAAAACAGUCAAACAAAGAAAAUAAUCUGUUUUCAACAUAAAAAUCUUGUGCCAGGUCACAUGAAACUGUUAUGCCAGGUCGUAUGCCAAAAAAGUAAAACCAGCUGCAAAGCUUGAGUUGUUAAUCUUUAGCCUGCUGGCGGCAAAUGAUUCUGCCUUUGCGACCAGUGCAGACCAGGAUGCGCAGGGUGAUCAUUGUCUGCACUGUCCGCUAUUCAGUCAGUAAAUUUUCAGUGAACACCCCUUUGAAUAACAAGUGGUACUGCCCAAAUUGAAUGAUGGACCAGUCCAUUUCAGAAUUUAACAGGGUAAAGGUUAAGUAUGCAAAGAGGGUUGUUGUCUAUCAAAAUGAGCAAAGAACUUCCCAAACUACAGUGGCACAAAAAAAAAUUGUCAGUUUUUAUAUAAACAUGUUAAGUUAAAGCAGUGGACUUCUUAUGUCAACCAGCCAGUUACUUCUUCUCCAUAUAUGAAUUCAGCAUUCUCCAUUUCUCUGUGUAAAACCAUGUUCUCAUUGAGAUGUAUUUACAUGAGAAGAAUGCCAAAUUGCCUGAUGAGAAAAUGUAAUUACAGGAAAAUUGCAAAAUGUUAUUGUGGACUCGCUACCUUAAAAGCAAAACAACUGUAAGAAUGUUUUUUUUUGCUGUGUUUUCUUUUUAGCUCACCUGUCACAUAGUGACAAGGUGAGCUUUUCUGAUCGCCCUUCGUCCGUCGUCGGUGCGUGCGUGCGUCCGUCAACAAUUUCUUGUCUGCACGAUAGUGGUUUCAUUUGUGAUUUUAUUUAAACCAAACUUGCACACAAUUUGUAUCACCAUAAGAUCUCGGUUCCUUUUUUGAACUGGCCAGAUCCCGUUAUGGGUUCCAGAGUUAUAGCCCCUAAAAGGGCCAAAUUGAGCUAUUUUGAGCUUGUCUGCACAAUAGCAGCUUUAUUUAAGAUUCGAUUUUUACCAACCUUACACACAACUUGUAUCACCAUAAGAUCUUGGUUCCUUUCUGGAACUGGAACUGGUCAGAUUCCAUUAUGGGUUCCAGAGUUAUGGCCCCUGAAAGGCCUAAAAUCAGCUAUUUUGACCUUGUCUGCACAAUAGCAGAUUUAUUUAUGAUUUGAUUUUUACCAAACUUGCACACAACUUGUAUCACCAUAAGGGCUUGGUUCCUUUCUGAAACUGGUCAGAUUCCAUUAUGGGUUCCAGAGUUAUGGCCCCUGAAAGGCCCAUAAUCAGCUAUUUUUACCUUGUCUGCACAAUAGCAGCUUUAUUUAUGAUUUGAUUUUUACCAAACUUGCACACAACUAGUAUCACCAUAAGAUCUUGGUUCCUUUCUGGAACUGGCAAGAUUCCGUUAUGGGUUCCAGAGUUAUGGCCCCUGAAGGGGUCAAAAUUAGCUAUUUUGACCUUGUCUGCACAAUAGCAGCUUCAUUUAUGAUUUGAAUUUAAUCAAACUUGCACAAAACUUGUGUCACCAAAAGAUCUUGGUUCCCUUCUUGAACCGGCAAGAUUCCAUUAUGGGUUCCAGAGUUAUGGCCCCUGAAGGGGUCAAAAUUAGCUAUUUUGACCUUGUCUGCACAAUAGCAGCUUCAUUUAUGAUUUGAUUUUAACCAGACUUGCACACAACUUGUAUCACCAUAAGAUCUCGAUUCUUUUUUAUACGCCCACAGGGACGUAUUAUGUUAUCGCCUCGGUGUCCAUCUGUCUGUCUGUGUGUUGGUUAGCAAUUUCCCAUGCUCGUUUCAGAGAAAUCUGACACAAAUGUUCACUCAUUGAAAGGAUGUGCAGAGCGCAUGUUUCGGAUGGCUAAAUUCAAUGUCAAGGUCACACUUAGGGAUUAAAGGUCAUAUGACUUUGUUUUAUGUGAAUAUUGCUCUGCAUUUGUGUUGCAUUGCAGUGCUCUUGUUUUUAUUUGGCAGAUCCUUCUUUUGUUGGCUUACAAUAUUUUUUUAUAUUACUUCCCUUUUAUAUUACUAUAAAUAGCUUAUUUAGUAAUUUUUUAUUAUUGGCCGUAGGGAAAACCUGAGACCACUUUUCUGUGGUACAACAUGGAUGAUACCUCCAAUUUUUAGGUGUAAUUUGACAUAACUGUACCUUGUAAGAAUUUUUUCUUUAAAUUUUUUUUUUUUUUGGUUAAAGCAAUGAUACUCAGGUGAGCGAUAUAGGGCCAUUAUGGCCCUCUUGUUUUAGAGAAUACUUUUAAGACUUUCUGAAACUAAACAUUUUUCAAACAACUGUUGCUUGAAUUGCUUAAAUUUUCUUUUACAUACAUGUAUUAGGUUCUUACAUUCUAAUCUUGCCAAGUAUGGCAUUAUUUGAAAUUGUGUUACUAUUUUGUUUUCUGAGUUAAAAUUGUUGAUUGAUAACAGUGAUCAGUGAAAUGGUUUGAAUACGGCAUGGACAUAUUUAGCUCACCUAAGCCAAAGGCUCGAGAUGAGCUAUUGUGAUCACUCGCCGUCCAGCGUCCGGCUGUCCGUCCACACUUUCCUUUAAACAACAUCUCCUCCUAAACCAUCAGGCCAAUUUUGAUGAAACUUCACAGGGAUGUUCCUUGGAUGGUCUUCUUUAAAAACUGUUCAAAGAAUUGAAUUCCAUGUAGAACUCUGGUUGCCAUGGCCAGGUCAUAGGGAUUUUAUAUUUGGUAUGUAGCAUCAUCUAGUGGUCCUGGGGGUCACAUGGUUUACAUAGACAUAUAGGGAAAACUUUGAAAAUCUUGUCCAAAACCACAAGGCAUAGAUCCUCAGUAUUUGGCAUGUGACAUCAUCUAAUGGUCCUCUAUAAAGAUUGUUCAUAUUAUGCCCCUGGGGCGAAAAAAGGCCCCAUCCCAGGGGUCCCAAGUUUUACAUAGACUUAUAUAGGAAAAAAAACUUUAAAAAAUCUUCUUGUCUGAAACCACAAGACCUAGGCCUUUGAUGUUUGGUAUGUAGCAUUGCCUUGUGGUUCUCUACCAAGAUUGUUCAAAUUAUGCCCCUGGGGUAAAAAGAGGCCCUGCCCCGGGGGUCCCAAGUUUUACAUAGACUUACAUAGAAAAAAACUUUUAAAAGUCUUCUUGUCUGAAAGUUCAAGGCCUAUGCUUUUGAUAUUCAGUAUGUAACAUUACCUAGUGGCUCUCUAACAAGAUUGUUCGAAUUAUGCCCCUGGGGUGAAAAGAGGCCCCACCCCGAAGGUCAUAUUUUUUAUAUGAGUUAUACAGGAAAAAAUACUUCAAAAAUGAUCUGAUCAUAUUUCCUAGACUGUUUAAUUAUAAUUACUGUAUGUCCCCAAGUAGUUAGGGGUCAUUUGACUGUAACUUUGACCUACUGACCUACUUUCUUGUUUUUAGCUCGACUGUUCGAAGAAUUGGGGAGCUAUCCUACUUGCCCCGGCAUCGGCGUUAGCGUCACACAAAUGUUGAAGUUUGCAUACCACCCCAAAUAUUUUCAAAGUCCAUUGCGAUAUUGCUUUGAUAUUUUGCAUACUUGUUUACCAUCAUGACCCCAGUCUGUAAAAAGGAGGAGGCAACUCUAUCAAGCAUUUUGACUGAAUUAUGGCCCCUUUUCGACUCAGAAUAUGCUCAUUGUAAUGUUAAAGUUUUGCUCAUAGCUUAAAUUAUGCUAUCAAGCACUGAGAAUAGUCGACCGCGCUGUCAACUGACAGCUCUUGUUUAAGAUACAGCCUUGAAAUUUGGAUGACAUGUACAGUUUUGCGCACUGAUCUUAAAACUGAUUUUCAGUGACCAUGAAUGUGACAUACUGACCUACUUUCUUGUGUUUUAAGAUACUGCCUUGAAAUUUAGAUGACAUGUACAGUUUUGCACACUGAUCUUAAAACUGAUUUUCAGUGACCUUGAAUGUGACCUGCUGACCUACUUUCUUGUUUUUAUAAGAUAGAGCUUUGAAAUUUUGAUGACUUGUAUAGUUUUGCAUGCCGAUCUUAGACUUUCAGUGACCAUCAAUGUGACCUACUGGCUUUCUUUCUUGUUUUCUGAGCUACAACAAAAGGAUUUGGACCACCUGUAAUAUUUUUUUCACAGAUUUUAAAAGUAAUCUUGCAUAAUCUUUACCUUGGCCUACUCUCCUAAUUUUCUUGUUUUUAAAGCUUUAGCUAAGAAAUUUGUUCAAGCAAGCAACUCCACUCAGGUGAGCGAUAUAGGGCCAUCAUUGCCCUCUUGUUUCAUAAAAAGCUUGGUGUCCCACUUUGAGAGUACUUGCAGUUUUCUGUGUACUGAACUAAUUGGAUAUUCGUUUCUCCUUUUAACCUUUAGCCUGCUGAAGGCAAGGGAUUUUGCCUUUGCGACCAGUGCAACAAGAUCAGCCUGCACGUCCAUGCAGGCUGAUCAUGGUCUGCACAAUUCGCUAUUCAGACAGUAAAUUUUCUGUGAACACCCCUUCGAAUAAUAAAUGGUACCACACAAACUGAAUGAUAGACUAGUCAUGCACCUCCCUUUAAAAGUACCUGCAGUUUCUUUGUAUUAUAAAAUAAUUGGAAACUUGUGUCUCUCUUUAAAAGGUACUUGCAGUUCCUGUGAACUAAACUAAUUAGGAAAUUGUGAUUUUAUGAAUCUCAUCUUUAGAUAGAUAUUAAAACAGAGCGAAAUGUAGAUGCAUGAUUUGAGUUUAUUUUAUUGCUGAAAAUUGUCGAUGAAAUAGCUGUACCAGAAAUGUUUGUUUGAACACAUUUUCUGCCUUGCAAAAUGUUCUUUAAUUACUUUAUACAUUAUUUAGGUUACAGCAAAUAAAUCUUUGUUAAUUACUAUAAUAAAGACUUUUUAUGGUGCAGAAAAUCGCUGUAUUUUGUUGGAAAAGGUUUGAAUUGCACAUUUUGAAAGGUUACCAUAAAUUAUUUCUUUGUGUGAUCUUUGGGUUGAGAAGAAAUAAAAAAUAUGUUUUCUGAAACUACUGCAAUAUAGGCUAGGAUACAGUCAAACAUGUAGACCAAGGUAAUCGUUAGAUAACAAGGUUUUUAGUGAAUUGCAGCUUGAUUUUACAAGCUCCAGAUAACCAUGUAAAUUAUUCAUCAUUCUCUUUGUCUCCAGGGCUGGUAGUUGGAACUUCGGGAAUUUAAUACUCUCAGUUUUUAUGGACGAAAGUGACUUUUAUACCUGUGUAAAACUGUGGCCCAUGAAAAUAAAAUUUUGAAACAAUUUUUUCUCAGAAAGUUUACAAAGAAAUGCUGCUUUUACGCUAUCCAAAAUAUCCUGAAAAUUUUAUAACAGUCCUUCAGUAAAUAAUUUAAUUUCAUGUUCAAAACUGUUGAAAUUUACAGGAGAAAAUACUAUCAGUUUUUGUUGUUGUUUUUUUUUUGUGUUUUUUUUUUAUGAUUUAAAACUAAGUAGUUAUUUUGAAAAUUGUUAAAGAUCUAGUUAUCACUGUAAGAUGAUGUAUAAUAAUAGUAUUGUGUUAUAUUUAUAGAGAAUUCAAGUAAAAACCUUGCUACAGAAAUAGCUAUUUAAACUGCAGACCUGUAAAACCUCUAGUUUCAUUUCAGAUUUGACGUUUAGAAUGUAUUUUAAUUUUUAAGGUAUAACAUGUACACUGAAAACAGAAGGCGUAUAUUGACUGUCCUGAUUUAGAGUCCUUUCAGCUUUCACUGUAUUUUGGUUUUGUUUAUUCUUUUAUGCAAUGCAUGUUGAUGUUAAUUAUGGUGCAUAGGUGUGACAGGUAGUGCUCAUACAAUCAAUGUUGUUAUGUUUUUCUGGCAUUUAGUAUACACUUGUUAAGUUUUGAUUCUUGCACUUCCAUCUUGAUGAAUUCUUGACUUUGAUUUUAGCACAUGUCCAGUGAAAAUCUGUUUUUCUCUUCACUUUUUGUAAAUCUUUUGCAUAGGAAUAACUGGAUAAAAAAAUUGCUUGAAUGCUUGUAACAAUGAUCUAUCACAUGACCAUGACAUUAGUUAUAUUUUUGAGCGGUCUUGUCAAAAGAAUAUUUUGUAAAUUUAAUUUUUUUUUAGAGAGAAUCAAAAACCAAAAUGAAAGAAAUUGAGAUAUUCAGGUAUGUUUAUGUAUUUUGGUUCAAGCAUCUGUUGCACUGACCUGACCAAAUAUUGUAAUUUCUAGUAUUUAAGAAAGUGGUUGAAUGUACUUUUAGACUUACAGGGUUACAAAACAUUCAUCAAUAUUAUGUAGGAAUGAAAGCACCAAAUAUUUAAAUUGCUGAUGCUACUUCAUUGCUGAAACCAUAUAGAAUGUUACAGAAUUUUAUUAAUGCAAAGUUUCAUGAAAAUAAGUCCUGUCAGUUAGCAUUAAUAAAUUCCUGCAGGAUUUCAAAAUAUUUCCUCUAUUUCUCCAAAUAUAGAUUAAGACUUGAAGUUGUAAAAAUACAUUUUUGCCAUACUUUUGCUGUAUUUAAAACAGAUUUUGAUACAGCUUCUUAUAAAGUAACAAACAUAUGAGAAAUUGAAAUAUUUGUCACUUUCAACACUUUGUCUAAAGUUAACGCUUGAGGUAGGUUAGCAUAUUUGAUUAAUGUUUUGUACAAAGCAAAAUAUUUUGAGAAAAUACGGCAUGGUCUACACUGUUCUGUAUUCGGUCAGUAAAUUUUCAGUGAAAAUCUGUUCGAAUGAUAAAUUCCACUGUCCAAAUUGAAUGAUAGAACAGUCCAUUUUAGAAAUUUAAUGGGGUAAAGGUUCAGUCAGCACAGAUUGUAACAAAACUUGGCACGUACGUGCAUCCUGCUACUUCAGAUAGGUCAGCAAAAAUUUUAGCAAAAUUUAUUUGCAUUAGACAAAGAUGUGACAUAUUGAGAAUUUGUUUUAACUCUAAAUUUUGAUAAAUAUAGAGCCCCGAUUUGAAAUAUACUUUACCUAAAAUAUUUACCUCAAAAUGUUGUGAAUCUUAAAAAAUGACUUGCACAGUUCAUAUAGUGUUCAUGAUUCAUUAUUGUAUUAGUUUUUGGCCCAUAUGGAUAGUUUGAGUACAGUGAUUGUGGAGUUGGUGUCUGGGUAAGUGAAGAAGUUGUUCAUUAAUUAAGAUGAGCCACACCAUGGGAAAACCAACAUAGUGGCUUUGCGACCAGCAUGGAUCCACACCAGCCUGCGCAUCCGCGCAGUCUGGUCAGAAUCCAUGCUGUUAGCUUUCAAGGCCUAUUGGAAUUAGAGAAACUGUUAGCGAACAGCAUGGAUCCUGACCAGACUGCGCAGAUGCGCAGGCUGGUCUGAAUCCAUGCUGGUCGCAAAGCCACUAUGUUGGUUUUCUCAUGGCGCGGCUCAGAUGUAAUUUGUGCCAUUACUGUUGUAUCAUAUUGUUUGUAAUUAAGCCUAUUGUUAAGAAUUAAUAUAAAUUGCACUAAAGUUGUCAUAGUAUAAAUUUUGCAUGUAAAAUUGUUUAGAAUUGUUCUAAAAUUUCAAGAAUUUUUUUUUGUUAAAAAAUUUGUAUUGUAUAUUUGUAUUAAUUCUAUAGAAUUUUACCUUGCAUAGAUAUACUGGUGCAUUUAAUUAGCUGUGACAUGUCAUGGUCAAUUUUCAUGUUGCCAUUUUAUGAUGUAGGAAUAAAACAUAGAAAAGCA
Molecule: messenger RNA, 21245 nt
Organism: Mercenaria mercenaria
Lineage: Eukaryota; Metazoa; Mollusca; Bivalvia; Venerida; Veneridae
Exons: 5
Coding region: 554-8638 (2694 amino acids)
Source: RefSeq, a predicted model, not a curated record